This is a messenger RNA of Lactuca sativa (garden lettuce), 1053 nucleotides long. RefSeq lists its product as uncharacterized. Lineage: Eukaryota; Viridiplantae; Streptophyta; Magnoliopsida; Asterales; Asteraceae. The record is from RefSeq and is a predicted model, not a curated record.
CAGAUUGGUCUCUUAUCACAAAUCAAUAUCCAACCAUUCACCAUAAAGAACCCCAUUCGACCAACCUUCCUCGCUCUCUAUUUCUUUCACCCACCACCGCCCACCACAUUCAUUCAUCCAUGGAUGAAAAAGAAAACAAGAAAAAGAAAAAGAAGCAAAAACACAAACACCCAAAUGAUCAAUCCUCCUCAGAUUACUCUUUCAAACCCUCGUCGGAAGUCAAAGGCCUCCGAUUCGGCGGUCAAUUCAUCGUUAAAUCCUUCACCAUCCGCCGUGCGCGGCCUCUUGAACUCCUCCGCCUCCUUUCUCUGCCCCCACCGACACCCAUCCACAACAAAACCCCAUCUAUCUUCCCGUCAACCACCGGUUUCCUCCCUACAAACUUCACCAUAUUAGCGCACCAUGCAUGGCACACCCUCACACUCGGCCUCGGCACCAAGAAAUCGAAGGUGGUUCUGUUCGUAUUCGAAUCGGAAAAAAUGAAGGUGGCGAUGGACCGGGUGUGGCCGGCGGAGAUUCCUUUAGGGGAAGUGAACCGGAAACUGAUCAGAGGAGUGACCGGUUGCGAGAUGGCCCGGUUCAAGUUCAGAAAAGGGUGCAUAACGUUUUAUGUGUAUGCUGUUAGACGAACCGGUAACCUAGGGUUUUCAUGUGCAGACGAUCUGAGGGUAAUUUUGGAAUAUGUGGUGGCUUUGAAUGAUUUCAUGGAUCAUACUGCUAUGCUUGCCAUGCCUAACCAGAGAAACAUUAGCUUUGCUAAUGCUAAUGCUAAUGCGAAUGCUCCCCCAGCUGCCAUGGCCCACUAGCCUUGUCAAAAUUACCAUAUCACCCCUUUAUUUCAUCUUUUAAGUUCUUAUUAUUUUUUUUUUAAAAUGCCUUGACUGGAUAUAUUUUCUUGUAAUCUGGGGAAAUUUUUUGAUUAAAUUUUGUGGGAUUCUAUACUCUUGUAUCUUUACUUUAAUGUAACUUAGGAUCAAUAAAUUGAGUGCGACAACUGUACUAUAUAUAUUUUUAAUUUCUGAUGUAUUUGGUUCGAAUACCACUAUUGGGCAA